This is a messenger RNA of Aspergillus ochraceoroseus IBT 24754, 1369 nucleotides long. Its product is annotated as rho GDP-dissociation inhibitor. Gene Ontology annotation, cellular component: cytoplasm; cytosol; membrane. NCBI's taxonomy places the organism in Eukaryota, Fungi, Ascomycota, Eurotiomycetes, Eurotiales, Aspergillaceae. The transcript is spliced from 4 exons. The coding region runs from base 488 to 1081 and encodes 197 amino acids. Gene Ontology annotation, molecular function: Rho GDP-dissociation inhibitor activity; protein binding. Gene Ontology annotation, biological process: Rho protein signal transduction. The record is from RefSeq and is a predicted model, not a curated record.
ACCGCCAAUUUGGCCAGGCUGAAAUUUUAAGGAUGAGAUGUUUAAUACUCCAUAUCUUCUUCACCAUGGCUAGUUUAAACCUGUUAAUUAAUUGCCUAGACUUAUAUAACCUGUACAGUACUGGCAAAUGCCUGGACAUCGACCCAUCCCAGAAACGACACACUAAGCCACAUCAGGAGGUCCCCUCACCAUUGAGCCCGCAAUAAUAAAUCCACCGCUACAUCAACAAACUACUAGUUACGCUCCUUCAUUAGGAGACCAUUAUUUCAACCUUCUCUUCCUUCUCGACAUUCUUCCUCUUUUCUUAUUUCUGCUGUUUGCCUGUCAUUCUUCAACUCCCUUCUCUCCCUCUUCCCCCAUCUCCGACCAAGUUCAUCUCUCUAUCUAUCUCUCUAUACUCUCCAAUCCCUCCUCUCCGCCCCCCCCAAAAUUGUCAGUGACGAUUACCCCGCCAAAUAAAUCAAGAAAAACAAAAAGCACCAUCACAAUGGCCGACAAUACGGAUGAUCUCGUUGCUUCCAAGACCGAGGGAUUCAGGAUCGGAGAAAAAAAGACUAUUUCUGAAUAUACGCAACUUGACGCAAACGAUGAGUCCCUGAACCGCUGGAAGGCCUCCCUGGGUCUCAACGCCGGCGAACCCAUCGGAGACCCCAGUGAUCCCAGAAAGUGCAUCAUCAAGUCUCUGACGCUCCAGGUCGAAGGGCGCUCCGAUGUUGUAGUCGACCUCUCCGGAGCAGGUGCAGUCGAGCAUCUGAAGGAGAAGCCAUUCACAAUCAAGGAGGGCGCUACUUUCCGGAUCAAGGUUGCGUUCGAAGUCCACCACGAGGUCCUGAGUGGCCUGAAGUAUCUGCAGGUCGUCAGGCGUAAGGGUAUCCGUGUUAGCAAAGAUGAGGAGAUGUUGGGAAGCUAUGCUCCAAAUACCACUGAGAAGCGGUUAUAUGAGAAGCAAUUCCAUCCCGAAGAAGCUCCCUCCGGAAUGCUUGCCCGUGGCAGUUACAAUGCGGUUUCCAAGUUCAUCGAUGACGAUGACCAUACCCAUCUCAUGUUCGAAUGGUCGUUUGUCAUUGCAAAGGAUUGGUAAAUUUGAACGGCUUCUGAACAAGAAUGAACAUUUAACGACCAGCAUAUAUUCUCCAAAUCUAUAAGCGUUAAACAAGUACCUUUCUUGGAAUUCCCUUGUUUUUUUUUUUUUUUGUUGGGCCGGUUCCAAAAUUGGUCCCAGUAUAAUCGAUUGCAGUUAAGGAAUCUGGCGAUGAUUUGCUUUAUGAAAGCAAUCCCGGCCAUCCAUGGAUUUAAUUCACCCCAUCCUUCUUUAUUUAUUCUUCAUUCACUCAAUACUAUCUAUAAAUCGUCUGUCAUUUGCCAAACU